AUGAAAGCUCUAUUAUAUUCUGGAGAGCUCCUGGCCUCCAGAAUUGGCAAGUGGGCCAGGAAUGGCAGGAUCUCCUGGCCCCAGAAAGGUUUUAUGGAGCACGAGGGGUGCUAUGAGCACAACUUCGUGGUCCGAUCAGCCAUCGAUGACGCCAGAAGGGGAGGGAAAAGAGUCGUGCUUGCAUGGCUUGACCUCUCCAAUGCCUUUGGGUCUGUGCCGCACAGCUACCUCUUGCAUGCGCUUCAGAUGCAUGGGAUGCCCCAGAAAUUGAUUGACGUGGUGAGUGAGCUUUACCACGGGGCAACCACGAGAGUCCGCACGUCACAAGGCUUUACCGGUCCUAUACCAAUGGCGGCAGGGGUGAAGCAGGGCGAUCCGCUCAGCCCUAUUCUCUUUAACCUUGCCAUUGAGCCAGUGGUCAGGGCAGUACAUAGUGCUGCUGAGUCGGACGGGUAUCGUCUUGGUGGACGCCACUUCUCUGUCGUGGCAUACGCGGACGAUCUGGCUCUGAUUGCGUCGGGCGAGGAGCAGAUGCGCAGGCUCCUGAGGACGGCGGAGGAUGUCGCUGCCUGGGCUGGCCUAAGGUUUAACCCCAGGAAGUGCGCAAGCCUCGAGGUGGAUUGCCGCAACCGCAGGCGAGUCCUGGCGACCGAGUACGAGAUCGGUGGUGCUCCUAUGGUGUGUCUGAAAGAGGGCGAGGAGUACCGUCAUCUCGGGGUGCCAACAGGAUUCAAAGUUGACCAGACACCAGAACGUGACAUUGCCAGAAUGGCCGAAGAUGUCAAGAAGAUUGAUGAGAGUCUUCUGGCACCUUGGCAGAAGUUGGAAGCCGUGAGGAUGUUCAUACUCCCUCGGCUAGACUUCAUCAUGAGAGGAGCCAUGGUGGCCAAGACCCCACUGAAGAAGCUCGACAAUGACGUGAAGAGAAUGGUGAAGAAGUGGCUCUACCUUCCACAGCGAGCCAGUGCUGAGGUGGUCUAUCUGGGUGUGGCAGAGGGAGGGGCCGGAAUGUUCCCUCUGGCAGACCUAGUUGACAUAUCCUCCGUGGCCCAUGCCUUCCGCAUGGUCACGUGUACUGACCCUGUGGUGAAAGACCUGGCUAGAGCUACUCUUUCGCAUGUCGCCAGAAAACGCCUUGGGCGUCCCGUUUCCCUUGACGAGGUUGCCGACUACUUGUCCGGUAGGUUGGACGGUGACUUUGCCAGGGAUGGAGGUGACAUCGGUUCUCUGUGGACUGAUGCGAGGAAUGCCGCCGGUAGGCUCCAAAAGAAAAUCGGAGUCUACUGGAAGUUUGACCAUGACAGGGAGGAGUUCCAAAUUCGAAUUCCCUCGCCUGACGGCACUUCCGGUCCAGUCAUUGUCCCAGAAGAAGCAAGGGGCCAUCUCUUUUCAAGACUCAAGACUGCCAUGAGGCUCAAGUUGAAGAAGACACUCACUAGGAAGCCUGAUCAGGGGAAGGUUUUCGACGUGGCUUGCCGAUGCCGUGAUUCAAAUCAUUUCAUCCAGGCCGGCAAGUUCACUCGAUUUGCCGAUUGGCGCUUUAUUUUUAAGGCUCGCCUCGGCACCGUCCCUCUGAACGGUUGCAGGCGUUGGGGCGAAGGCGAUAGGAGGUGCAGGCGCUGUGGUGAGCAGGCAGAAACUCUGCCUCACGUGCUGAACCACUGCCAGCCGACCAGUGAGGGCUGGAGAAAGCGCCAUGAUGCAGUACUCCAUCGCUUAGCCGAAUCAAUCCCGGAAAGGACCGGAACCACCAGGGUUGACCUGACCGUUCCCGGUGUCGAGAGUACCUUGAGGCCCGACCUGGUCGUCACGAACGAGCGGGAAAAGCGCAUCCACUUGGUGGAUGUGGCUAUCCCGUUCAAAAACAGGUACGGGGUGCUAGCUGACGCGAGACGACUCAAAAUUGAGAAAUACCGUCAGCUAGCUGAUGAACUUCGCCUCAAGGGAUACUCUGUCACCCUGGAUGGGUUCAUCGUGGGUUCCUUGGGAUCCUGGGACAUGGCGAACGAGCGAGUGUUAAAACUGUUGAACAUCUCCUCGCGCUGUGCCCAGGCCAUUAGACGCCAGAUGGUCUCUGAUGUGAUCAUGUGGUCACGAAACAUCUACGUGACUCAUAUCACAGGCCAUCGGCAACUGUGCCAUCUACGAGUUCAGCAGCAGUGUAAUGAUGUGUCGUGCCUUCGGCUGCUCAUGCGGACAAGGCCGGAGCGGUGCAGGAUGCAGGUAAAGUGUGCCGUUGGCUGCUCAUGCGGACAAGGCCGGAGCGAUGCUGGAAGUGCCCAUGGCGAGAUGUCACUCUCUCAGCGUAUGAUUGCGGGGAAGACUGUCAAACUGCCGUUGCUACUGGAGAUGAAGGUCAUUACUUCAUAG
Messenger RNA from Macrosteles quadrilineatus (aster leafhopper), 2370 nucleotides. RefSeq lists its product as uncharacterized. The transcript has 2 exons. NCBI's taxonomy places the organism in Eukaryota, Metazoa, Arthropoda, Insecta, Hemiptera, Cicadellidae. The coding region runs from base 1 to 2370 and encodes 789 amino acids. The record is from RefSeq and is a predicted model, not a curated record.